Trichoderma virens Gv29-8 is the source of this 1050-nucleotide messenger RNA. RefSeq lists its product as uncharacterized. Gene Ontology annotation, molecular function: zinc ion binding; oxidoreductase activity. The record is from RefSeq and is a predicted model, not a curated record. Lineage: Eukaryota; Fungi; Ascomycota; Sordariomycetes; Hypocreales; Hypocreaceae. Bases 1 to 1050 code for a protein of 349 amino acids. The transcript has 6 exons.
AUGUUAUUGACCAACACUCAAACUGCCGCCUGGUUGGACCACCCCCAUCAUGGCGCGACCCUUACUCUCAGAAAUGACAUUGCCAUUCCUGAACCAUCAGAUGGAGAAGUUCUUGUGAAACUAGAGUGCUCUGGAUUUUGCCAUUCUGAUGUGCAUAGCAUCUAUGGAGAAACACCCAUGGAGACGAAUAUCGCUGGGCACGAGGGUGUGGGGCGUGUUGUCAAACUUGGCAAGGAUGUACCAAGCGAUGUGAUGGGGAAAUUGGUAGGUGUGAAGUGGCUCUAUAGUGCCUGUGGAGAGUGUGAGAUUUGCAAAGUGAGAUAUGUGCACUGCCCACAUCAAAACAAUUCCGGGAGAAAUGUGCCGGGGACAUUUCAGCAAUAUGUUGUUUCGCCGCUGAAAUACACGACCAUCAUCCCUGGUGGCUUAGAGCCAGAGAUAGUAGCACCAUUACUUUGCGCUGGGGUCACCGUAUACGCGGGAGUUGCACAAGCUUCCAAAUUCAUCAAACAAGGAGACUCAAUGGUCAUUCUUGGAGCAGGCGGUGGCCUUGGCCAUCUUGCCGUUCAAGUUGCUAGCGUCUCUGGCUAUCGUGUCAUCGCCGUUGACAGUGGUGAUAAAGCUGAUGUCUGCAUGACAAGUGGUGCUGCUGAAUUCGUGGACUUCUUGAAGCAAGAUGUUGAGCAAACCGUCAAGAGGCUGACGGGUGGGAUUGGGGCGCAUGCAGUCAUGGUCACGGCUGGUUCAGAGAAAGCCUACGAAUCUGUGCCGAAGCUCCUAAGAAAUCUCGGCGUCUUGGUAUGCAUCGGAAUCCCGAGAUUAGAUUUCCACGUCCCAAUUUCACCGUUUGAGAUCAUUGUUCGAGGCCUGAAGAUCGUGGGAACAUCUGUCGGUACAGAAAGCGAUAUUCAAGAACUCUUGAAACUGACCGCAGAGGGGAAAAUAAAGCCACAGAUAGAGGUAUAUGAUUUCAACGAUAUUAAUGAUGUAAUGGGCAAAUUGGCAAAAUUUCAGGUAAAGGGUAGGGCGGUACUGAGAUUACCUCAAUAG